Molecule: messenger RNA, 534 nt
Organism: Boleophthalmus pectinirostris (great blue-spotted mudskipper)
Lineage: Eukaryota; Metazoa; Chordata; Actinopteri; Gobiiformes; Gobiidae
Gene: mdfic2
Product: MyoD family inhibitor domain containing 2
Exons: 3
Coding region: 1-534 (177 amino acids)
Source: RefSeq, a predicted model, not a curated record
AUGGAGCAGAUGGAAGAUGAAACGACUACAAAAGUGGAUUUGAAAAACAUAGGGACAAGGACACCCCCUGAGGAGAGCCCAACACGACAAACAGGAGGGAAGACCCAAAGCCGGUGUGAAAACCAUGAAUGGAAAGUCGAUGCUCACUCAGAGACGGAGGUCAAUGGCAGAGAGAUCCAGAAACCGCCAAAAUACGACGCAGCCACUUCUCCUUUAUUCUCUCUAAAGCUGUACCUAAGGAGGCCACCGUCUUUAGACUCCAGCAGCUCCUCUUUGACCUCUCAGUCCAGCAACACAGGAAUUGAUUGUGCUGGGAUUGUCCUCAACUGCCUCUUCUGCCAGUUUUACGACUACCAGAAAAUCACAAAUCAGUGCUGUCCAAACUACCAGCAGGUGACCCCUACAGCCCAGUCUCCGGUCAGCAGCGAAGAGAGCUCCUACACGGACUGGGACUGUGGCCUGCUAGCCUCCUGUAAGGAUGCAAACGACUGCCUCGAGCUGGCUAUGGAGGUGUCGGAAAUAUGCUACCACUGA